UAGGGAUGAGUAUAUACCUGGGUAAGGCCACGAGGACUUGGUGAUACUGAGGUCAGUCGGGGUCCUGCAACACGUCGGGACGCUUGCACUGCUCGAUCUUACCGCCCUUUUUGGUUUUUCAAAACAACAUUUGAGAUUGAGAUUUUAUUAGUCGUGAUUAAGAUUGUGAAUUGGGAGAAUUUAUAUUUUUGAGUGCAUUUUUUUGGAUUUAUCGGAGAUACGUGGAAGGAUACUUGUCAUCACAUUGUGAUUUGAGAUAUUUUCGGACUCUCAGUGAAGUGAUUUAGAAUUUUUGUAUCGGUGUUCAGAUUUUUUUUUUUUGCGGAAUAAGUGAGUUUCCAAAUGCGCGAACUGAAGGACUAGGAGAGACUUGACGAGAUAUCAUGUGUGAAACAGUACCAAGAACUUGGCUGAUGAAACCAGAAAUCUGCAGUAGUGUUCCGGCUGGUGCACUCUCACCUCCAGCGACAUUGUCACCACCGAGUAGUCCAUGCGUGAUGGUGGCAUCGCCCUGGAGUCCAGGUGGACCAACUGGUGGUAGCAGCAGUUCAAGCAGUGGCAUAUCAAACCGCUCAUCUAUCCCAGGACUAGCACCUGAUCAGCGUCUCAGUGCCUUUAGCUUUGUAUCCGGUUACUCAAGUGAUCUUAGAAUGCAGAAGCUAGCACAUGCACCCGCAUCAGUUUCACAUGUGUCUGACAUGCGAUCUGGUUUGUUAUACGGUGGUUACAACUCAGCAUGGUGGGCACAUCAUGCGGUCGGUCUUCUUCUACCGCAUUCCCUUAUGCCACCGCGAAUUCCACCACAAACAACACCAGUUGCUGAACACUCGCCAAUACAUCAGGAGCCACUUAGUCCAGCGCGUGCAACAUCACCCCGUAGAUCUACCCCAGAGCGAGCCCAGUUUUCAGUGGAAGGGGCAGCUCGAUUUUCCGAAGAAGAAGUACCCCUUAAUUUAAGUACCAAGCCGAGUGAUGUAUCGUCAUCGAUAAAUCGAAAGAGUGAAAUCUGGUCACCGGGUUCUGUGUGCGAGCGUGAAGCACGCGAAACCUCAGCGCAAAAUUCACCAUCAACAGCAACGCCGGUAAUCACAAGACAGAUUCACCACUCACCCCUCACGCCACCCUCCUCUAACGAGCGUACCUUCCAGUGCAAGCAGUGCGGCAAAGCAUUCAAACGAUCAAGCACACUCAGCACUCAUUUACUGAUUCAUUCUGAUACGCGACCCUAUCCCUGCCAGUACUGCGGGAAGAGGUUCCAUCAGAAGUCUGAUAUGAAGAAGCAUACGUACAUUCAUACCGGUGAAAAGCCCCACAAAUGUGUAGUCUGUGGUAAAGCAUUCUCUCAAAGUAGCAACCUCAUCACUCACAUGCGAAAACAUACCGGUUACAAGCCCUUCCAGUGUGGCCUGUGCGACAAAGCAUUCCAGCGUAAAGUCGACCUCCGAAGGCACCGAGAGGGCCAACAUCCAGCAGCACCAGCCCUGGACUACCGCUCGCUCCAAGUACCAAAUUCCCAUCAGCACACACGAUCGCCAAUCUCACCGUCCUACCACAUGAUACCAAUACCGGGGAGCAGCUGAGACCAAAAACAAUUUAUUCGGUUUUUUAAAUAAAAAAAAAAAUGAAAAUUAAAUGUUCUAUCGGCUGGACCAAUGAAUUUCUCCGUGUAGAAAUUAUUUUUUAACGAAAUUUUAAUCUCUUAGGUUUAUCUCUUCCGUCGAGAGAUGGUAAAAAUUAUUUCUCAAAUAUCGAACCGUCCAAAAAUGUUAAUGAUAAUUUGUAAAUAGUCAUUAAUUCGUGAGGGGGGGCUGGAUUAAACGAUAGGAAAAAUCUACGUACGAGUGAGUGAAUUAUAGAGUGCCUUUGGUCAGUGCAUAUACCUGAGACGUAUUUAUUUCAAUACUUUAGCGUAACUCGUACUAUUUAUAAACAUCUGACUAUUCUUUCUCUUUGUUUACAGUUAUCAUUCACAUACGUGUCAUAGUCCAUUGAAACCAAAGCCGCCCUUUCUGAUUUUCGCUUUUAAUUAGUGUCUUCGGGGGAGGAAUGUGAAAAAUUAUUUUUUUCUUCAAAUUGUAUAAAAAAAAUUGAGUACUUAUUAUUCCUUUGAGCGCUUGGGCAUUGUAAAAGGAUUUCAUAGCGGCUAGAGGACCAAAGAUAUAUAGAACUUAAGGCUGGUAUCGACGGGGCGAAACCAGCGACUUCGGUGCAGUUGAGUAACUUUUUAGGCACGAUUAGCAUGCCUGAAAAAUUCCUUUCUCCCACAUUAUGAAUAAAAAUAAAAAAUUCUGGUCUGGACUUGUGACGAAAUGUACUAUUUUCUCGUGAUCAAUGUUUUCAGGGAGAUAUUUUUAUUGAAAAUAUUUUUCACGGAGAGAAGCUUGAAGUUCCGGGUAUUCGCCAACCGUCGUUUAUUAUUUUUUUGUAAAAAUAGUUAGUGUGAUUGGACAAUUACUAUUUUAAGUUAAUGUUAAUGAAUGGAAUUCGAUCAAGAUAAACUUAUUUAGCAUAAAAAUGCAAUUAAAUUUUGAAAAUGUUGAUAUACUUUUAAUAGGUAGGAAUUAAUUCUAAGUAUUGGUGUAGUUAUGAAAUGAAUGGAUGAUUAUUUUCGGGUAUUUAAGGAUUAAAAUUGACUGCGUGAUUGGGUGCAUGAAAAUAAUGAUUUUGUGUUAAAUCGGUAAAAACCAAAAAAUGUGUUUAUUGAUAAUUGAAAAUCCUAUUGAAUAAAUAAAUUGUUUUCUUAUAAAAAAAUGACUGGUU
Molecule: messenger RNA, 2760 nt
Organism: Diachasmimorpha longicaudata
Lineage: Eukaryota; Metazoa; Arthropoda; Insecta; Hymenoptera; Braconidae
Product: zinc finger protein Gfi-1b-like
Exons: 6
Coding region: 384-1580 (398 amino acids)
Source: RefSeq, a predicted model, not a curated record